AUAAGAAUAUGUGCCUCUAAGAAGUGUGAAAGUAGUUAUUCUAAUAUUUUUUUUGUAUUAAAUAAGUCUUGUAUAAAAAAAAUCUUCUAAUACUAUACGUUUUAACCUCGGUUACUCGGUUUUAAUUUUUUAACACAUCGAGAAAUUUAAGUACAUUUAUCAAAAGUUACUAACUUGUUUUCACAUUUUUUUCUUACAUUGUUGUACUCAUAAAACACUAAAAUGCUAUUUUUUUUAUUUUGGUGAAUGUUUUUACUUUCUACAAAUACACGCUUCUAACGAUGUAAUAUAAUUUUUGGCUUGUUUUUGCCAGAGUAAAUUUCACCCAUUCAUUUAUGUCAUCGCAUGGUACUGAAUAGAAAUUUCUAUACCUAUGGUUAAUUUAUAAACAAUAAAAACCAUAGUUCCCCUUUUAUUAAAGUAGGACAUCAUGACCAGCAUCGCAUGUAUACCAUCAUUUGUGAUCUUCACUUCUGUUUUUGGACACGGAAAUGAUAGUCCCAGCGUUUGUGCCCAUUUUUCUGACUGCAGUUUUAACAGAAUCGAUCGUCAGUGGAUAUUGUGACAACUCGACCAAGGAAAUGGUAUCGAUAAAAUUAUACAGAGACAUCAAAUAUUUUAUCCUUCCAACUUCGGACGAACCUGUGGUAACGUGGAUGGACAUUCAGAAAGGAAUUUACCCAAAUACCUCGCAUAUUGAAUCACAACUAGAAGUCGGGGAACCAAUUACGGUUUUCAUUUAUUUAAAAGAUCCAAGCAAUUUGUACGACAUUAUGGUGAAUGACUGUUGGGCCUUUGACGACCAAAAUUACGAAACGGCCAAGAACAAAUUACAUUUAACGGAAGAACACUCCAGGAGGAAACGCAAACUUAUAGAUAAAUGGUAUAAAAGUGACAAACUUAAAGGAAGCAGCCUGAAAUGCUUUCUGUAUACAGACAUGCCGUCCUUUAAAUUCCCUGAUAAAGAUCAGGUGUUUAUGAAAUGUGAUAUUCAGUUAUGCUUCAAAAGUUGUGACAAACUUAAAAAAAUAAUAACUUAAAAUUUGUGCUUACAAACUAUUGUGUAAAUUAAGAGACUCAGUAAAAACCCUCAUCUUCUUCAGUGUUCAUGUCACUAGAUUCAAUAACGUUGACCAACAUGUGUUUUGGAAUUUCAGAUCCUCUUAUUUGUAUAUUGUAACACACAAGUUCCAUUUUAGCCAGGCUUUGUUUCAGAACGUAUGUUUUACGACCCAUUUCUUUAGCUCCUGGAUUUAUAAUGCCUAGAAUAAAAUAACAUUUUGUAUAUUUUUUUACACAAAUACACUUUUAUUCUUG
This is a messenger RNA of Tribolium castaneum (red flour beetle), 1317 nucleotides long. RefSeq lists its product as uncharacterized. NCBI's taxonomy places the organism in Eukaryota, Metazoa, Arthropoda, Insecta, Coleoptera, Tenebrionidae. The record is from RefSeq and is a predicted model, not a curated record. The transcript has 5 exons. The coding region runs from base 492 to 1040 and encodes 182 amino acids.